AUGGUGGCCAGAUUCGAACUCAAAAAGGAUGAAAUAGGCAAGGAAGAGGGAGCCAGAUAUGUUAUGCGCAUACAUGCGCAGUUCAAGCAGUUUUAUGACGGAUACGAGAGUCUUGAAGACUUCGACCACAAGGCAGAAACAGUUCAGGAGAAACUCGAAGAGCUUGACUGGGGUGUAGCCACAUCCGCCUUGCCCCCCAGACAUGGCAUCUUUGGACUACUACCUUUUCUGCUCGAUCCACCACAAGUUUGCUGA
Necator americanus (New World hookworm) is the source of this 255-nucleotide messenger RNA. RefSeq lists its product as uncharacterized. The record is from RefSeq and is a predicted model, not a curated record. Lineage: Eukaryota; Metazoa; Nematoda; Chromadorea; Rhabditida; Ancylostomatidae. The transcript has 2 exons. The coding region runs from base 1 to 255 and encodes 84 amino acids.